ACCACCGUAGGUGACGGCGGCGGGCUUCGUACCUCGGCCCGUGUGUGUGUCCCACGUUGAGGCAGCUUCUGUUGAAAGGCAGUGUUGGCACUUUGAGGACAGGGAACCAGCUACAGUUCUCUUGUCGGUCUCCUUACCCCUGGAAUUCGAAAUGCUUUACCUGAUCGGCUUGGGUCUGGGAGAUGCCAAGGACAUCACAGUCAAGGGCCUGGAAGUUGUAAGACGCUGCAGUCGAGUGUAUCUGGAAGCCUAUACCUCAGUCCUGACUGUGGGGAAGGAAGCCCUGGAAGAGUUUUAUGGCAGAAAAUUGAUUCUCGCUGAUAGAGAAGAAGUGGAACAAGAAGCAGAUAAUAUUUUAAAGGAUGCUGAUAUCAAUGAAGUUGCAUUCCUUGUGGUUGGUGAUCCAUUUGGGGCUACAACUCACAGUGAUCUUAUUCUGAGAGCAACAAAGCUGGGAAUUCCUUAUCGAGUUAUUCACAAUGCCUCCAUAAUGAAUGCUGUAGGCUGCUGUGGUUUACAGCUGUAUAACUUUGGAGAGACAGUCUCUAUUGUGUUUUGGACAGACACUUGGAGACCAGAGAGCUUCUUUGACAAAGCAGAAAAGAACAGACAAAAUGGCAUGCAUACUUUAUGCUUACUAGACAUCAAAGUAAAGGAGCAAUCUUUGGAAAAUCUAAUGAAGGGAAGGAAGAUCUAUGAACCGCCUCGGUAUAUGAGUGUAAACCAAGCAGCCCAGCAGCUUCUGGAAAUUGUCCAAAAUCGAAGAGAAGGAGGAGAAGAACCAGCAGUCACUGAGGAGACACUCUGUGUUGGCUUAGCCAGGGUUGGAGCUGAGGACCAGAAAAUUGCAGCAGGCACUUUACAGCAGAUGUGUACUGUGGACUUGGGAGGACCACUGCAUUCCCUGAUUAUCACAGGAGGCAGCAUGCAUCCACUGGAGAUGGAAAUGCUAAGUCUGUUUUCCAUACCAGAACAGCAUUGAUGGACUCUGAACAUGGACAUUUUCUGGGGUCAAACAUUAAUUUCAGUCAGAUAUAAAUGUACACUUAUUUGUAUGACAUAUGAAAGAGGUCUUUUUGGUUUGUGUAAAAGUAGUAAUAAUAAGUGACCAAAAAGAAAGGAGUUGGCUCAACAAUGCUUGGUUUCCUGCAACAAUAAGUUUUUUUCCCUAUGAUAUCAUCAGUUGUGUUGUUUUGGCAACUUUUCAGGAUGUUCAUGCAUAUAACAGACCAAGCUGGAAACCUUGUGGGUAGAUGUCCACAGACAGAAUCAUUUAAAAGCAAUUUUUUUUUUUUUUUUGUGGUACCAGGGAUCAAACUCAGGUCCUUGCACUUGUAAAAGCAAUUUUUAUUUAGGAAAUCAGUUAAUACAAGGUGAUUGGUACAGGGUAUAACUUAGAGGUAACUACAAUGUGAAUCACCUAAGUCCUACUUCUAAAGGUUAAGAAAUGUAGCAGUGGCCACAAAAGUGAAUGAAAGACUGGUAACCAUUCAUAUGUUGUUUUUAUAACUUUCUUCUUCCAUAAAAAGUCAGCUGUCCUAACUACAAGGUGAGUUUUCCCGACAGAGCUGGUACUGGGACUUAGAAACAGAAAUGAGAAGAAUACAUUUCCACCCUACCCUACCUGCUUACCUUAAAGCUCAAGCAAGUACAAGCUUCAAAAUGACAUCCUUCUGAAUUGAUUGUAUUGGUUAGCUGACAGCCUACUUAAUGUGACUCCUAUUCUGCUGUAUUUUGGAGGCUAUAUAAUUGUUUAAUUAUACAUGUUCAGCCGGCCAUGUACAAUUGCUGUUUUGUUUUAAAUAGCAUCUUUCCACAUUCAACCAGAUAUGGGAAGUGUGCUAACUACAAAAUAAAAAUUUUUAAAUGUUGGAUUGAAGGCAACAAUAGAUCAAAAUUUGUCAUAUCACUUAAUUCAGUUAAUGUGCCAUCAUAUAUACCUGAGUAAUCUCACUAGUUUUAAAUAACAUUUAUUUAUUAUAUUUCAUGACCAUAGUUUAAUAUUUUUGUCAGUUUGGAAUAAAAAUAGCUUUUUUACACACUAGUUCAGUUAGUCCAAUUCUGAGUAUUUCCGUGGCCUAAACAAUUUGACUUUUUUGCUUAGUAAAUUCGUUGAAAAUUGAAGAAAAAUUUCCCUACUUCUUAGUAUUAUCAGUGAACUAGAAAUUAUUUUUACUUAUUUCCUUUGGGAUAAAAGAUUUUGAAAUAUCCCAUUUUCAGUUUGCUGGGCACAAAAAUGGAGAGAACUACAUACUUUUCAGUCCUACAUUAUUUUCUUCUAAGGCAUUAAACCAAACAUUUAAAAAUUGUAAAACAAAGAACUUCUGGCUUUGGUAAUGUAGUGUAGCUUGUAGUAUACAAACCUUCCCAGUUAAAAACUCUGAAAGGAGUAUAAUCAGUUACUAUCUAAAGACACUAGGGAGUCCCCAAAAGCAGGCCGAGUACUACACAAACACAGCUUUUCCCCUCAAGACAUUCCCAGAUUUCUGGUGAAAACUGACCUUGAGAGGAAGUUGCAGUCUUACUGGCUUGAAGUUUUAGAGGAUAAAUUUGGAAACUGAAGUAAGAGAUUUUUGAAAUCAAGGUGCCAAAGAAGAUGCCAGACCUGUGUGUCUCUCCUUAAACUUUUUGCCAACUCCUAAACUCUGCAUAUGCAGGGAAGACUCCAUAAGCCCUGGUGGAAGCCACAGAUGGAAGACUGAAGAAGCAGAACAGAAAUUGCUCUCUAUUCCAAGUGAAGACAUUUUCCAGUUUGAAUUCUGACAUGUUAGAAGGGAUUUAUAACAAUUUGGACUAUCCAUCAAAACGCCAGAAUGGACUGGUUAACAAAGACUGGGCCCAGGACUAGACAUUUGUAUUAAAACUAAGAACAGGGCCCGGGAUUUAGCUCAGUGGUUUCGCCACCUGCUGCGCAAGCGCAAGGACCCGAGUUCGAUCUCCGGUACCAAAAACAAAACAAAACUAAGAACAAAACCUUUAAUGUAAUAUAAAAUGAAAUCUCCACAAAAUCAAGGUGAUUAGUCAAUAAUUCAAGCCUGUAAUCAUUUAGCCAUUCAGAAUAAAGCUUAACACGCCAGAGUAUGAUUAAAAAUUAGUCUCUAUAACACGUCAACAGUAAUCAGAGACAGUAAAAUAUUAUGAUAUGUCUUUAUGAUUUAAAAAGGGUAAUAGAGAUCAUAAUCUAGAUAUUAGAAUUAGUAGAUCGGGAUUUUGAAGCAGCUGUUAGAACUGUGUUCAUAGAUGAACAGAAAGGUGAUUUAAAUAAAUGAGUAUAAAUGAGUACUCUCGGCCAAGAAAUGCAAAAAUAAAAAAGAAUCAAAUCAUUGCAAAUAGUAUCAGAAUACAGAUGAUAAAGAGAUUGUCCAAUCUGAGGAAGCAAAAAGAAAAGAAAGGAGGGGGGAAAUCCCUGAAUGCUGUGUGGGGCAAUGUGAAACAGUUUGACAUAUAUGUAAUUACAGAGUUCCAAGAAAGAAAAUAGGACAGAAAAAAUAUGAAUAGAAAGUGAUGCUUCCUCAACUUGGUAAAACUCUCAACAUAUGUAGAUUGAAUAAGCUCAGUGAAUCCCAAGCAGAAUAAAUACAAAGUAAACCAUACCUAACAUGUUCACAACAGGGACAUUCUUAUCUCUCAUUGCCAGGUGGCUUGACCAGUGGUAUAUGCAUGGCUGUCCCUAUGGGUGACUUUUUAUUUUAUUAGUAAGAAGACCAAUAAAAGUGAUUAGAUCCAUUUGUACCAGUGGUACAAGCCACCCAAUGGGACAGUCAUGUAUGUACCACUCACUGGUGGUUCAGGCUGGUGAGAACGUGUUAAAAUUGAUGAAAACUAAACAAGACAAAUUGUAAAAUCCACCAAGGGCAGUAGUAGAGAACUCACCAAAUUUUUCUUUGAAAUUAAAAUCUCAACUAGGUAUCUUUAUUUUUUGCAAAAUCUGGUAAAUUUAUCAUGUAAGCAGUUUAACCUCAGUAUAAAUGAAAACUGCAUUAUUCAUCAGUAGGAAAAGGUUGAGCAGUAUUGUUUUCAGUCUCCUGUCCUGAAACCCCAGGGUUUUGCAGUUAAAGGAGAAAUACUUGAAGGCUACAUGUAUUUGUUUAGUAGUUUUUAGCUCUUUAAUAUUUACUUUGCAUUUUUAUGGUGCUAGGGGUUGAACCCAGGACCUCAUGUAUGCUAGUAUGCUAGAUAGGUUCUUUAUUAUUGAGUUAUAUUUCCAAUCCUUCUCCUGUGUUUUCAACCAGAAGUUUUAUAGCUGUACAUUUUAUACUUAUCUGUGAUACAAUUUUAGUUCUGUGUAUGAAGGGUGAAGUUUAGGUUGCGUUUCAUUUGUUUUCUUUUAUGUACUGUGGAUAUCCAAUUGCUCCAACACUAUUUGAUAAAAUGACUAUUCUUGCUUCAUUGAA
Heterocephalus glaber (naked mole-rat) is the source of this 4394-nucleotide messenger RNA. RefSeq names its product diphthamide biosynthesis 5 (gene Dph5). Gene Ontology annotation, biological process: protein histidyl modification to diphthamide. The record is from RefSeq and is a predicted model, not a curated record. Gene Ontology annotation, molecular function: diphthine synthase activity. Lineage: Eukaryota; Metazoa; Chordata; Mammalia; Rodentia; Bathyergidae.